Messenger RNA from Thamnophis sirtalis, 2220 nucleotides. It is a transcript of the gene RAB3B, whose product is annotated as RAB3B, member RAS oncogene family. Gene Ontology annotation, molecular function: GTPase activity; GTP binding. The record is from RefSeq and is a predicted model, not a curated record. NCBI's taxonomy places the organism in Eukaryota, Metazoa, Chordata, Lepidosauria, Squamata, Natricidae.
GAACGUCCAACCUGCGCCGCCGCGCCUCGUUGCUCUCGGUUCUUCUUCGCGGCAGCCGAGGAGCGGCUCCAUCUCCUGCGCGCAAAGAUGGCUUCAGUAACAGAUGCCAGAUAUAGACCCAAGGAUGUUUCAGACCAGAACUUUGAUUAUAUGUUCAAGCUCCUGAUCAUUGGCAACAGUAGUGUGGGCAAGACCUCCUUUCUCUUCAGAUAUGCUGAUGACACUUUCACACCUGCCUUUGUCAGUACAGUGGGAAUUGACUUCAAAGUGAAGACUGUUUACAGGAAUGACAAGAGGGUAAAACUGCAGAUUUGGGAUACAGCUGGACAAGAAAGGUACAGGACCAUCACGACCGCUUAUUACAGAGGAGCAAUGGGAUUCAUCCUGAUGUAUGAUGUUACUUGUGAGGAGUCCUUCAAUGCUAUACAAGACUGGGCCACUCAAAUAAAGACAUAUUCCUGGGAUAAUGCGCAAGUUAUUCUGGUGGGGAAUAAGUGUGAUAUGGAGGAUGAAAGAAUUAUUCCUAUUGAAAAAGGAAAACAUUUGGCUGAACAGUUGGGGUUUGAUUACUUUGAAGCCAGUGCGAAGGAGAAUAUCAACGUGAAACAGGUCUUUGAGCGUCUUGUGGACAUCAUUUGUGAGAAGAUGUCAGAGAGCAUGGAAUCAGAAGCUUCAAAGGCUACUGCUGGGAAGAAUGUGCGGCUCACAUAUCAGCCACCACCACUGCAGCAGAAGUGCUCCUGUUAGUGCCUCAAAAUUCAGUAGGAAUUUUUUCUCUGAUGAAGGAAUGUUUUCUCAUCAUUUACUGUCUUUAGAAAGGGAUGUGUCUGUUCUGGUGGAACUACUGUAAGUACAUUUGUUCAGUGUCCACAAAAAUCCUGUAACAUAUUCUGCACUAUGAAUAAAAUAAAAAGUGGCUGUAAGUGCUAGCAUUUCAUUGAGAAUUUAUCUUAAGAUUUAAUAUUUUAUAGUGUUAACCCAUUCUGAAUUAUGCUUGGUGUUUCUAAUAAUUUUAUUAAAAAUUGAGCCAGAUAACAUGAAUUCAAAACACUUCUGGAUCUGUUCAUUAGAAGUCACUGCUAAGAUUGAAGUAUGGUUUAAAAUAAAUAGCAUUUAGCUGUAAUGAAGAUAUACUUUGGCUGCAUGUUGAUAAAAGACAGACACAAGUAACAGAAUUAUUAGCAAGUGCAGUAAUGAUUUUAAGAUGCUGAAUUGCUCCAUUUCUUUCAUUUUAUUUUUUGGCAGUCUUUCCAACCCUAUUCCACCACUCAGUCUCCAAAUACUUCUGCUUAUUUGAUAAUCAGUAUCUCUGAACUCAGUGGUAAUUAUUAAGAAAUGUAAGGAAUCUUGAUAUAAAUAAGGUUACAAUGUUCUCUUCACCAUUAUUAGAAGAAAUUCAACUGUGUUUAAUGAGGCUUAUUCUGUUAACCUAAAUAAAAUUAUACAUAACAUUUACAUAAACAUAUACAAUGUUCAUUUCAUUUCAGCCAUUGUAUGGAGUGUAAGUAAAACAAAAAUCAGUAAUUGUGAUUUUUUUCUCAAUUUGGAAUUAUUACAAAAAGUUUUAUUUUCUUGUAUAUUUAUGAUAUAUUACAAGAUACUAAAAGUGCUUGUAGUGUAUUUGUUGUUCUUGAUAAGUUUUUGGCAAAAUAAAAUGUUAUUUGGUAACUACAGGUUAUUUUAUUCAUUUAAGUUGCUGAUGAGUACAAAUAAUUAUCCAAAUAUAGUAAGUAGGAAAUUCUUUCAAAUGUAUGGCUAUGCUCCAGAGUAAAAUUCUUUUCUAAAACUGCUAGGUAGAAUAAACAAGGAAAUUCAGGCAAUGUUAAGUAUAUUAUAAUUUAUAUACCAUGUUAGGGCUGUAAAUCAUGUUGAAUUCUACAGAUGGCUGCCAUGCUAACACCAAAGGAGAACUUAUUUUUCAAGUAUCACCUAUGAAAGAGAAACUUGCUAGAUCAAUCUCAAUCCCUGAUGUAAAGAAUUUGAUUUGUUAUAAAUACUGAUGAUGCUGAAAAUUGGGAAAAGUGACAAGGUUUGAGUUUCUGAUAUGAAAACUCCUGUUGGUGUAGAUUAGAACAAGGCAGGGAAAGCAUGCAUAGCAUAAUUUCUAGCAUUUGUUGCAACUUCUUCACCAGUAGCGACAAUGUUCCUGUGUAACAAACAUCACGUUGCUUAUGUCUCUUUGCACUGUUUUGCAGUUUUUUUGAGGUUCUUUCUACUCAU